Petromyzon marinus (sea lamprey) is the source of this 939-nucleotide messenger RNA. RefSeq names its product gap junction gamma-1 protein-like. Lineage: Eukaryota; Metazoa; Chordata; Hyperoartia; Petromyzontiformes; Petromyzontidae. Gene Ontology annotation, molecular function: gap junction channel activity. Gene Ontology annotation, cellular component: connexin complex. The record is from RefSeq and is a predicted model, not a curated record. Gene Ontology annotation, biological process: cell-cell signaling.
AUGAGCUGGGGCUACCUCACACAUCUGCUGGAGGAGGUUCAUCGGCACUCCACCUUCCUGAGCAAGCUGUGGAUCACCACCUUCGUCAUCUUUCGCGUCGUUCUCACGACGGUCGCCGGCGAGUCCAUCUACUACGACGAGCAGGGCCGCUUCUCGUGCAACACGGCGCAGCCCGGUUGCGAGAACGUCUGCUACGACAGCUUCGCCCCGCUCUCCCACGUCCGCUUCUGGGUGUUCCAGAUCAUCGCGGUCGCCACGCCCACCAUCCUGUACCUCGGCUUCGCAGUGCAUCGCAUCACCAGGAUCGAGUACAAGCGAGACGAACAAACUAAGCGAGCCAAGCGAACCGGCGGCCCCGACCGCGUGAUUGAAGGCACGGAGAAAGAGGAGGAGGUGGAGGUGGAAGAGGAGGUGGAGGAGGAGGGUGAAGAAGACGGCGAGGGGAAGCAGCACAACGAGCGGUGGAGGAUCAAGACGGACGGCCUGAUGGUGGCCUACACCCUCCAGCUGCUGGCCCGCACGCUGGCCGAGGUUGGCUUCCUGGUGGGGCAGUACCUGAUGUAUGGCUUGGAGGUGGCCCCGCGCUUCGAGUGCGUCCGUCACCCCUGCCCGCACCGGGUCGAUUGCUUUGUGUCGCGCCCCACGGAGAAGACCGUCUUCCUUCUGGUCAUGUACGCGGUCGCCGGUCUCAGCCUCCUGCUCGAACUGUCCGAGAUUGCCUACCUGGGGCUGGGCACCAUCCACGACUCGCUGAGCGGGUGGCGCCCGCGCCGGCUACGGAGCAGGUGGGGGGCCUCGACGGCGCGGUUGGCCACGGUCGGCUAUGCGGGGGGAGGGGUGGGGGGCGGAAAAAGUUCGGCGCGCGGACGGAGGUUGUCGGCUUCGGCGUUGGAUCGCGAGAAACGAAAGCGUCGUCUCGUCAAAGCCGCCAACUUGUAG